AUGUUGUUUCCGUUACGGACUUUACUCCUCAUUCUCUCGGUGUUGCUUCAGGUGCAAUCGACAGCGAUUCCCAAGAGAGACUACGAGCUGAAGAACUACUACAUUUUCGAGAUCGACACCUCGAUUUCACAACAGCCAUUAGCUGACUUCACCAGCAAGUACCGUCUGCACUACAAGUUCGAACACCAGCUUCAAGGUCUUGAUAACCACUAUGUUUUCAGUAUCAACAAAUCGCACCCUCACAACGACUUCUUAGGAAACCACAAGUCCAACGACUUCAACUUGAUGAAGAGAUCUCCGGGGUUUGAAGACGAAUACGACUACUUGGUUUCGAACCCGCACUUGAGAUCAAUUCACCAGUUGAAGCCCAGAACUUUGUCUAAAAGAAUGCCUGUCUUGAUCACAGACGACAAGGAAUACGAAAGAAUAAUAGAUAGCAAACAUGCUAAUACAGAUGCUGCUGGGAAUACUGUAGAUGCCUCGAAGCAGCUUUUGAAGGACGUGUCGGACAGUCUUAGUAUCCGCGAUCCUGGCUUCAUUGAACAGUGGCAUUUGAUCAACACUGCAUAUCCUGGUCACGACGUCAACGUCACAGGCUUGUGGUAUGAAGGUAUAACUGGUACCGGUAUAGUCAGCGCAAUUGUAGACGAUGGUUUGGACGCUGAAAGUGAAGACUUGCGUGCCAACUUCAACGCUAAGGGUUCAUGGGACUUCAAUGACAACACCAACAUCCCGUUGCCGCGCUUGUAUGACGAUCACCACGGCACUAGAUGUGCUGGUGAGAUCGCUGCUGUCAAGAACGAUGUCUGUGGAGUAGGUGUGGCGUAUGAUUCCACAGUAGCCGGUAUCCGGAUCUUGUCUGGACCCAUUACAGCUGCCGAAGAGGCUGCCGCCUUGAUCUACGGCUUGGAUGUCAACGACAUCUACUCUUGUUCCUGGGGUCCAACCGAUGACGGAAGAACGCUUGCGGAACCGGAAACUGUCGUGAAAAAAGCUAUGAUCAAGGGUGUCCAAGAGGGUCGUAAAGAUAAGGGAUCUAUCUAUGUGUUUGCCUCUGGAAACGGUGGCAGAUCAUAUGACUCAUGCAACUACGAUGGAUAUACCAAUUCCAUCUUUUCCAUAACAGUAGGUGCUAUCGACUACAAGGGAAUUCAUCCUGAUUAUGCCGAGGCCUGUUCAGCCGUCAUGGUGGUGACCUAUUCAUCUGGCUCGGGAGAACAUAUCCACACUACUGAUAUCAAGAAGAGAUGUACAGCUAGCCACGGAGGUACAUCUGCAGCUGCACCCUUAGCAGCUGGAAUCUAUGCCUUGGUAUUGCAAGCUAAUCCGAACUUGACAUGGAGGGAUGUCCAGUAUGUAUCUGUGCUAAGUUCGGUUCCCAUCAACCAACAGGAUGGUAACUAUCAAACCACAGCAUUGAAUAGAGAGUACUCUCACAAGUAUGGUUACGGUAAGAUAGACGCUUAUCAGAUGGUACACUUUGCCAAGGACUGGAAGAAUGUAAAGCCUCAGGCGUUCUUCUACUCCGACAUCCAGCUGAAACCUCCCGCUGAUUCUCACAAGAGAGAUGGCAAUAUCAUCCGGAAGAAGAUCACUGUUACUGAAGAGGAUUUGAAGAUUAUGAAUGUAGAAAGAGUAGAACAUGUUACUGUGAAACUCAACAUUAUGGCUACAUUUAGGGGCCGUGUAGGAGUCAGAUUGAUUUCUCCCACUGGUGUGACCAGUGACUUGGCUACUUUCCGCCCUCGUGAUAACUCUGGUGUAGGGUUCAAGGAUUGGACGUUCAUGUCUGUUGCUCAUUGGGGAGAGUCAGGUUUGGGGGACUGGACCAUAGAGGUGUUUGGAGACGAAAAUUCUUCCAAACAGAAGAAUACCAUUGUCUUUGAAAACUGGCAAUUGCGUUUCUUUGGUGAGUCUAUUGAUGCCGACAAAGCUGAAACAUACGAGUUAGAAAAGGACUAUGCUGCUGUUAGAAGAGACAGACUUUCGCAGAACAAUGACAAGCAACCUGAGACAACUUCAGAGACUUUGUCAUCGUCUGAGAGUGUGUCAUCUUCAGAAGUUGGAACCUCAACUGUGUCUACUGAGAGCUCUACAAGUGUAACUAGUACUUCAGACUCUACAACACCUGUAGAAGAGGAUCACAAUGCUGAAAAAGUAACAGAAAGUGUUUCCGCUAGCUCGAGUUCUACCCAAGACGCCGAGGCUACGGAGUCGAGUGGAGCAGAAGAAGAUGAAGACGGCAAGUUGAAAUAUUCCGCAGACCAUACGGGCCAGUAUUUUAUGGCACUUGCUGUUGUCGGCUUUAUAGUCAUCAUUCUUUUCAUGAAGUUCUUCAAGACGCCAGGAAGCGGCAGAAGAAGAAGAAGAGAGGAUUUUGAGUUUGACAUAAUUCCUGGCGAGGACUAUUCUGACAGCGAAGACGACGAAGAUUCUAUGGAAUUUGGACGUAGAAGCGGAAGAAGAGCACCACCAGCACCUUCAUUUAUUCCUAAUGAAGUCGACGAUGAGGACGACGAUCGUGCCAGAGAUAGAGUCUAUGAUGAGUUCAAUAGCGACACAUUGCCCGAGUACGAAGAAGAGAUGUUUAGAAUAGACGACGAGGAUGAGGAC
Messenger RNA from Scheffersomyces stipitis CBS 6054, 2613 nucleotides. It is a transcript of the gene KEX2, whose product is annotated as kexin. Gene Ontology annotation, molecular function: serine-type endopeptidase activity. NCBI's taxonomy places the organism in Eukaryota, Fungi, Ascomycota, Pichiomycetes, Serinales, Debaryomycetaceae. Gene Ontology annotation, cellular component: trans-Golgi network; Golgi membrane. The annotation marks the transcript as partial. Gene Ontology annotation, biological process: protein processing. The transcript has 3 exons. The record is from RefSeq and is a predicted model, not a curated record.